AUGAGCUCCCGUAUGGAGGAUGAGGGUAUCGAGCCAAAGUUUGAUGAUAUCCUGAAACUGGUAAAUACUAGUGUCAAUCAAUCUAUGAGCAAGUUCGCCAGUAUAUUGAAUCUCACCCCUAGAAUAGAGCAGUCUGAGGGUAAAACGCACUCAUUGAUGACGAGUAGGCCUCAGAGAGGUGGAUAUCGAGAAGACUCCAUGAUGUCCGGUAAUGCAUAUAGACCUAGUGAGUGUAACAGGUUUCGUAGUACAUCCUCAACAGAUAAGUUACAAGAUGCAAGACAAGCACGGUUGCCUUUUACACGUGUGCAAGAAGUGCAUACAGAAGUGAACUGUGAACCGGUAAGCAAGUUCAGUGAUAAGCUAAAUGUAAACUCCAGGCAUGACUCCGAAUUGUGUGACGAUAACGGUGCGGUCAGGAAGUCUGUAGUUGCAACCGGUAGGCCAUUGUUGAAUAGAGUGUCACAGAAUAGAGUUACUGCUUCAGAGUGCAGUUCUGACUCCACAAGUUUACAAAGUAUAACUAGUCAGAGUGAAGAUAUAAAACCUUUAAUGAUUUGUGAGGAGGAACCAAAAUUGUCUACUUCUGUUAUUAAAGAGUUUGAAAAUGAUGAAGUUGACGGUAAAUUGAAUAUUUGUGGUAAUGAUCAUGAUAGUGCAGAUUUGUCUUUGGUUGAUCAUGAUGAGAUGAGGGAUAUGCCUACUACUGCUAAGUUAAAUAAAGGUUCUGUAGAACUUGAACGUGAAGUAGAAAUAAAUGCAGGUGCAGUUGCAGAAGGCAUGCGUACUUGUGAUACCGUCAGUGUGAUUGAUCAGCACGUAGCCCACCUAUCAUCAGAUGCCAGUGCUAAACCUGAGCUGAUAGUAAAAGACGGCAGUGGUGGUGGUCUUGCAGGUAGACAAAUUUCUGAAAGCCGAGCAACAACAGCUUCUGAUCCAUGGCUAACUUCAUCAACUGAUAUCAAUCAGUCGUCGUUGGUGUUGUCAUCCACAAUGAGAAGGACGCCCAUCAACUCAAGUAUCUUGUCCAAUGACUAUGAUAGUAUCAGUUCGUUUGAAAGGACGAAUAUCAAUGGUCAGUUUAGUGAGGAUAAGCCAAGUGUGAACGGGUGA
Trichobilharzia regenti is the source of this 1113-nucleotide messenger RNA. The record is from the annotation of a GenBank genome assembly. NCBI's taxonomy places the organism in Eukaryota, Metazoa, Platyhelminthes, Trematoda, Strigeidida, Schistosomatidae.